GGGAACCAGGUGCACUGCCAGCCCCGAGACAUGUCCUGCUCCGACAAGUGCCAGCCCUGCCAGCCCUGCCAGCCCUGCGGCCCGACCCCGCUGGCCAACAGCUGCAAUGAGCCCUGUGUCAGGCAGUGCCAGCCUUCCACCAUCGUCAUCCAGCCCUCCCCCGUGGUGGUGACCCUGCCCGGCCCCAUCCUCAGCUCCUUCCCGCAGAACACUGCCGUGGGCUCCUCCACCUCUGCUGCCGUUGGCAGCAUCCUCAGCUGUGAUGGAGUCCCCAUCAACUCUGGGUGCUGCGACAUCUCCUGCAUCACCAGCCGCUACUGUGGCAGCAGAAGGUGCCCCCCUUGCUAA
Messenger RNA from Gavia stellata (red-throated loon), 348 nucleotides. Its product is annotated as feather keratin Cos1-2-like. Gene Ontology annotation, molecular function: structural constituent of cytoskeleton. Bases 31 to 348 code for a protein of 105 amino acids. The transcript is spliced from 2 exons. Gene Ontology annotation, cellular component: intermediate filament. The record is from RefSeq and is a predicted model, not a curated record. NCBI's taxonomy places the organism in Eukaryota, Metazoa, Chordata, Aves, Gaviiformes, Gaviidae.